AUGUGGGUCCCAAUGGCGGCGCUUUCUGCGCGUCUGACCCUCUCCGCCGUGACCGGCGCUGGAGCCUUGUGCAUUUUGGGACCCAGAGUUGUGAGGCGGAAGGAGUGUUCGGAGGCCCUGCGCAGGGCCUUGUCUGAUUCGAGGCCGCAGCCCUUGCCUUCUCCGGUGGAAUCGUCUCCGGUACACAGGUGUCGCCUGGAGCACAAGCGUUAUAUAACCAGCAGGAAGUUGGCUGGGAUCUUAGCACUUUUAUUGCAGGAGAAGCAAAAUACUCCCCAGGUUGUCCUGGAAUGCAACCCAGGUCCUGGAAUCCUGACCCAGGCAUUACUUGAAACGGGGGCCAGAGUGAUUGCACUCGAAAGUGAGAGAACCUUUAUUCCACAUUUGGAGUCCCUAGGAAAACAACACCAUGGGAAACUUGAUGUGGUCCACUGUGACUUCUUUAAAAUGGACCCUCAGAAUAGUGGUCUCGUGAAACCACCCGUUGUGCUUUCCCAGACGCUUUUCCAUGAUCUGGAAAUAGAGGGGUUCCCUUGGUCAGCAGGUAUUCCUUUAAAAGUAUUUGGAAUUUUCCCCAUGAAAAAUGAAAAAAAAGCACUUUGGAAACUCAUCUAUAGCCUGUAUUCCUGUACUUCUAUAUAUAGAUAUGGACGAGUAGAACUAAAUAUGUUUAUUAGCGAAAAAGAAUACCAGAAACUAAUGGCAAAACCCACGGAUGGAAACUUGUAUCAAGUAUUAAGUGUGCUGUGGCAAGUGGCCUGUAACAUCAGGCUUCUGCACAUGGAGCCUUGGUCAUCGUUUGACCUGUACACCCAAAAUGGGCAGCUGCAUAAAAUCAAGAGCAAGGAAUUAGCAGAACUAAUACAGCAAAACCUGUAUUUUGUUCAAAUGACUCCUCGUAAAGCUUUAUUUACAGAAAACUUAACACCUGUUAACUACGAGGUGUUUUUUCACAUGUUAAAGCAGUGUUUUGUGAAACGCAAUGCCAAUCUAGUUGACCAUUUACAUUCAUUAAGUCCAGUUGAUGCGAUGGAUUUGUUAUCGAAAAUAAGAAAACACAAAAACAUGAAAAUAACUAAUAUGUACCCUCUGGACUUUAAACGACUUUUUGAAGCUGUGGAGUGUUCCAGAGGUUAUACCUAUAAAUGGCUAUGUAAUGACAUAAUAGAAGACAAAAUCAUGUAG
Molecule: messenger RNA, 1185 nt
Organism: Elephantulus edwardii (Cape elephant shrew)
Lineage: Eukaryota; Metazoa; Chordata; Mammalia; Macroscelidea; Macroscelididae
Gene: TFB2M
Product: transcription factor B2, mitochondrial
Exons: 8
Coding region: 1-1185 (394 amino acids)
Biological process (GO): rRNA methylation; transcription initiation at mitochondrial promoter
Cellular component (GO): mitochondrial matrix
Molecular function (GO): rRNA (adenine-N6,N6-)-dimethyltransferase activity; mitochondrial transcription factor activity
Source: RefSeq, a predicted model, not a curated record